Molecule: messenger RNA, 1003 nt
Organism: Oncorhynchus gorbuscha (pink salmon)
Lineage: Eukaryota; Metazoa; Chordata; Actinopteri; Salmoniformes; Salmonidae
Product: ras-related protein Rab-6B-like
Exons: 6
Molecular function (GO): GTP binding; GTPase activity
Source: RefSeq, a predicted model, not a curated record
UCCUCAAGGCCGUUAACACCAUUUUCUUCUCAUUUCAGGCCACAAUCGGAAUAGACUUCCUAUCAAAAACGAUGUACUUGGAAGACCGAACGGUGAGGUUGCAGCUGUGGGACACGGCAGGACAGGAGCGCUUCAGGAGCCUCAUACCCUCCUACAUACGAGAUUCUACUGUGGCUGUGGUGGUUUAUGAUAUUACAAAUGUGAACUCCUUCCAGCAAACGUCCAAAUGGAUCGACGACGUCAGAACAGAGAGAGGAAGUGAUGUCAUUAUCAUGCUGGUUGGCAACAAAACAGACUUGGGAGAUAAGAGGCAGAUCACCAUAGAAGAAGGAGAACAGCGGGCCAAGGAGCUCAGCGUCAUGUUUAUUGAGACCAGCGCCAAGACAGGCUACAACGUCAAACAGCUGUUUCGGCGUGUGGCAGCUGCCCUUCCUGGGAUGGAGAGCAUGCAGGAGACAAGCAAGGAGGGAAUGAUUGACAUCAAGCUGGACAAACCACAGGAGCCUCCAACCACUGAAGGCGGGUGCUCCUGUUAAUCCCAACACCUGAUUGGUGCAUCUUCAUCUCCACCACAUGCUUGUUGUGUUGGUUCACCUCCAGUAGAGCUUUCCGAUUGGGAUUUAUCUUAAUACUGGUCAUCAGUUGGAAACUAGCGUUACAUACAUUUCAGUUGUAAAAUAGUGUACUUUAUUAAAGGAAUUGCCAAAAAGUCUUAAACAUUUACAAAAUGAUCAACAACAAAAAAAAUGAAGCCCUCUCAAACAUGUGAACUAUACUUUUGUUUAUUUUUAAAGUAGAAAGGUAGAUAAUUUUUUUUUCCUUUUUAUAUUUUUGUAUAUUAAAAUAAAUGCUUUGAAAAGUUGCAGAUGACCAAGUUCUCCCCUUGUUUGUAUCCCCAAUGGCACCCUAUUCCCUAUGUAGUGCACUACUUUUAGACCAGAGCUCUAUGGCACCCUACAUUUACAUUUACAUUUAAGUCAUUUAGCAGACGCUCUUAUCCAGA